Messenger RNA from Colletotrichum karsti, 1845 nucleotides. RefSeq lists its product as uncharacterized. The record is from RefSeq and is a predicted model, not a curated record. NCBI's taxonomy places the organism in Eukaryota, Fungi, Ascomycota, Sordariomycetes, Glomerellales, Glomerellaceae. Bases 1 to 1845 code for a protein of 614 amino acids. The transcript is spliced from 2 exons.
AUGGAGAGUGGUCGAUUGGGUUGUACAUUGUGCUCAUUCCUGUCCAAGGAAGUCGUGAACCACAGCAAAAAUCUCAGCAACAAGGCAACAGAGUUCCACGAAGGAGAUCUCUGGAUCAAGUUCGUCGCCCGGCCCGGUAAAAAGGGCAUCGGCGGUAUUGUGGUCUACAACAAAUACGCCGAGUACCAAUACAUCCGGGUUCUUCAGACCGUCGAUUUUGACCCGUUAUCCCAAGAAAACGUCGCGAGAAUCAAGACCAGCAUGGAGACCUGUGUCGGACAGCACCAAGCGUGCCCUUCUUUCACCGCCAGGCCGGCCCCCAAGAGGCUGAUCAAUCUAACGGAAGGUGACGAGCUUCGACUGGAGAACACGGAGGGAAAGGUGUGCCAAUACGCUGCUCUCAGUUACCGCUGGGGAGAUCCAGAGUCAGUCCGAGAUGCUCGAACUGUUGCCCACAAUCUGAAGGCGAGAAUGAGCAAGUUCUCUUUAUCAGAGCUCCCAACCACGAUAGGUGAUGCUAUAAGGGCCACACGAGCUUUGGGUAUAAGAUAUCUCUGGGUUGACUCGAUAUGCAUCGUCCAAGAGCCCAUCGACAUCGAAUGGAGGUCAGAGGCCAAGAGAAUGAUGGACUACUACGGCAACGCCUACUUGACUAUUGUCCCUGUGGCAUCAGAAUCGGCUGAUGCCGGCUUUGGAUAUGGAGAGACCCGCAUGUCCUGGACUCGCUUGCAGGCCCCGUGGUACCAGACAGGCAAUCAUCAACUCAUCCUGGCCCGUGAAAACUGUCACAAUGAGUUGGACACAGCUGACCGCAUGGCUGAAGCUGCCGCGUUCUCGUCUGCAUGGAGUCGAAGGGCAUGGACAUACCAAGAGCAGCUGAUGUCGUCCCGAAUUCUCUACGUCUUGCCGGACAGAGCCUUGUUGGACUGCCGCGCUGGAGAAUGGGAGACUUUGGGGGGUUGGGACGAAGACAGAAGGUUCCUCGUCAACCAUUUCCUUCCUCUCGAUGCAGAUUUCAUGCCGAAAGACGCAGAUUCAUGGUGGCGACUGGUCUACAAGUUUUCGAAGAAAAAUUUGACGUUCGAGAAAGACAGGUACUUUGCCUUCCUUGGGAUAGCAAACAAUUGGAGUUCCGUCUACGGACGUGAUAUUAUCCUGGGUUUGCGGAAGGACGUCCUCAUUGAAGAUUUGGUAUCAUGGGCAUCGCCCCUUUGGGACGAACGAUGGGAACCGGACGCGCCUCAUCAGACCGGUGAUGCCCGCCUACCAUCGUGGACGUGGAUGGCAGAAAAAAGAGAGUAUGCGGCCGGAAUUGACAUCAUAUUCGUCAAAGACCACCGCAAACCGCGAGCACAUCUGCUGGCAAUCAACGAGUCGUCAGACAUUUGGCGGACUAGCCUGCAGUUGCGGACCGUAUUCCUUUCUGCGGAAGAGCUCCUGGGCCUGGUAACACAAUCGUAUACCAGUUACAAGCACAGCAGAGAAUCCAUCCCAUAUCGACAAUACGGAACAGCGCGUUUUGAUCGCUGCGACUAUGCCGAGCUCUGUUCGUGCAGGUCACCACACCCGGCAUUGGAUUGCACAGCUUUGCGCAUUCUGUCGUCCAGCAGCCGAGAUGUAUCGGCUUGUCUCAUGGGACCGGGGACAAUCAAAGGAGCGGAUCUCAUGUAUUGGUUCUUCCUCCUAGUCGAGCCAGUCAAAGAGGUCAAGAUGGCCCACGAGCAGCAGCAGGCAUACCGGAGAGUUGGCGCGCUUGACUUUACUACUGAGUUCAUGGACAAAUAUGAUCCGGAGCUAAGUUCAAAGAUCGCUGCUCGAUUACCGCGAGAAAUCACCCUAUUUUGA